Messenger RNA from Brugia malayi, 810 nucleotides. It is a transcript of the gene Bma-prx-19, whose product is annotated as Peroxisomal farnesylated protein, putative. The transcript has 4 exons. Gene Ontology annotation, biological process: protein import into peroxisome membrane. Lineage: Eukaryota; Metazoa; Nematoda; Chromadorea; Rhabditida; Onchocercidae. Gene Ontology annotation, cellular component: peroxisome; peroxisomal membrane. The record is from RefSeq and is a predicted model, not a curated record. Bases 1 to 810 code for a protein of 269 amino acids.
AUGGCAGAAACCGGUGAAACGGAGAAUGAUUUGUCGGCAUUGUUGGAUAGUGCUUUGGCAGAUUUUGGUCGUACUCGUAAUACGGAUGAUGAACUGGAUUCAAUGAUGAAUACAAUGGAUCAGCAAGCUGUACAAAAGGCGGUUCAGAAAUUUGAUGAUGUAAUGAAAACAGUUCAAAGAUCCAGCAGUCGUACGAGUGUUAAUUCAUCUGAAACAAUACAAAUGACUGUGGAUGAGCGCAAAGCGGCCGAAAAUUUCCAAAACAUGCUUAAAACAUUGAUUGAAUCUGAGCAAAAAGCAUUAGACGAACAUCCGCCAAAUAAGGAUGACCAGCAUAGCUAUGAUCAGGAUAGUGCUGAAGCUUUUAUUAGGCAACUAAAAAAUUUAUCCGAACAAGAUCCAGCUAAUAUAACGGACGAAUCGCAGUGUAAAACGUUAAUAAAUCUUGUUCAAGCGUUCUUUUCAAAAGAUUUGAUGUAUCCACCUUUGAAGCAGCUUUUGGAGAGAUUUGUUAACUAUACAGCAGAACACAGUGAGUUAGACGUAGAAACGAAGGCUCGUUAUGAAAAACAGAUUUGUGUAAUACAACGUAUAUGUUUGGAAUAUGAGAAGGACGAUAGCGAAGAUUUGGAAGAAAUGAAACGAAGAUUUGAUACUAUCACCACAUUAAUGCUGGAAUUGCAAUCGUAUGGGUAUCCUCCCGAGGAUUUAGUGGGUGAAGCACCCCCUGGCUGGAUUACGGAUCCUCAAACUGGUUUACCAAAAGUGGAUGACAUAUCAAAGGCUGCCGAAUCUUGCUCACUUAUGUAG